Messenger RNA from Colletes gigas, 1605 nucleotides. RefSeq lists its product as uncharacterized. NCBI's taxonomy places the organism in Eukaryota, Metazoa, Arthropoda, Insecta, Hymenoptera, Colletidae. The transcript has 3 exons. Bases 306 to 1076 code for a protein of 256 amino acids. The record is from RefSeq and is a predicted model, not a curated record.
UCCAUGAGAAGAGGCCGCUAAAAUCAGCUCCGAAUUUUCAGGUCGGUAUGGCAGUCAGAUUCGGCCGCGAAAGUCCAUAAGGUGAAACGUCUAUUCAUAUAUCUCGUCUGUGGUUGAAAUCAUGUACCAUCGAUGGAUCACACUUUCUUCAACAUAUACACAAGGAGCAUCAAAUAGCUAAUGGUACAAGGCUACACUGCAAUCAUUAUCGUCGUUAUGCUAUACACAUCCUGUCGGAAUACUUAUCCCUUCCUCGAAGAGGCCUUUUUGCGCGACACUAAAGACAUCUAAAGAAAAAAAGGACAAUGCCAGUUGAACAAACAAUGGAGAAACAGAUGCGAAGAAUUGUUCUCAUCGUUCUUGCGGUGUUACUUGCGUCGAAAAAUUUAGCGUCGUGUACGGAUGUUGUUUCCCCGUUGAUCUAUUUCCACUCGGAAGAAGAUGAUCCUGGUUCGAACGAUUCCGAACCGAAAGCUGUCGUGGAUUUGAACGAAGUUAACAACCCAGAAAGCCUCAAUUUUAUCAAAUCCGACGAUUCGAAGAUAUUGAAAAGCGAUUUGGUACAAGAUGAUCCGACGAAGCAACCAGAUAUUACUGAUAACAUUGAAAUCGUUAUCAAUGGGAGAUCAAUGAAACCAAACACCAACGCGUGCAAGAGUGGCGUUUGCAAGAUAUCCGUGUCCACCGAUCGAGACGAGGAUGGCAAUAUCGUAACCGACGUGCAUCUGAAAGUAAUAUCAAAAACCGAGAGACCCACGAUAAAUGAUAUUCCAGUGAUCGACGGAGUUCGCGGCGUAGAAGAUCGCGAUCUCCGCCUUCCCGAUUUCCGGCGUGAGAGUUCUUUUCGUCCAACGACGCAUUCGUACAACAUUCCACAGAUUCAGACUCGUUAUCGUGACGGUGAACCUUGGUAUCAGGGCCAGAGGAAUUUCCAAAGACCUCAAAUUACUUGGCAUUACCAUCAUCCGGGAGAAUUUGCAAGCAGAGGAUUCUCGAAUUAUGGCGGACGAUCGUUCGGUGCACCUGUUGUGGACGACAAGAUCGAACCGCCGCUCAGCAAGACUCGAGGCAAUUAAUAACAAUCAAUAAAAAUGCAAUGUAUCGCGAUCGUUCGAUCGUUUCGUUUUGAAUAUUGUUAUCCAGUGUAAUAAACGUACGAACAGUAUCAAAUAAUGGUAUAUUUUUGACUUUCGUUUCACAAGAAGGAGGCGAGGAAAGACGGGCACGCAAAGAAUUGCGUAUCUUAAAACGCAAAUUAAUUACACCUACAUUAAAUAACUAGGCGGAUAACGAUUAUCGUACAAUAAUCGGCUAACAGGAAAGGACGAUGAGUUCUUGGGCAUCGAUUCUUCGGUAACAUUGUUUCUCGAACGCAAAUCAGCGCUAGCCCGUAAGUUUAAAAUGAUCCAAAGAUCGUUACCUAUAUCGGUUGAAACGCAAUUCUACGCUGACUUGUACUUAUUGAAUACAUAGAGUAUUUUUAUGGCAUUCGAUUAAAUAUAUUUGACAAGUAAACGAUUAAAGGUAUUGUUUAUAAACCUGAGUUAUAGAGGACCUUGAAGUAAAGGGAAGAAAACGUAGAAAGGGUAAGAAAUAAUAGAUUAG